Odontomachus brunneus is the source of this 747-nucleotide messenger RNA. It is a transcript of the gene RpL9, whose product is annotated as 60S ribosomal protein L9. NCBI's taxonomy places the organism in Eukaryota, Metazoa, Arthropoda, Insecta, Hymenoptera, Formicidae. Gene Ontology annotation, molecular function: rRNA binding; structural constituent of ribosome. The coding region runs from base 148 to 720 and encodes 190 amino acids. The transcript has 4 exons. The record is from RefSeq and is a predicted model, not a curated record. Gene Ontology annotation, cellular component: cytosolic large ribosomal subunit; ribosome. Gene Ontology annotation, biological process: cytoplasmic translation.
AUCCACAGCGUCAUCUAGCGUGUGGAGCAGGAACCAAUACAACUAAAAUCAGAAGAGAUUUGCUACUCUAUGUAUUACCUUAACGAUUAAUGGACAUGGUUUCUUUACGUAUCGGUCUUUCCUCGUUGUCGUGUGGUGUGUUUAAGAAUGAAGCAGAUAGUUACAAACCAAACGGUUAAAAUCCCAGAGGGAUUGACUGUUACAGUCAAAUCACGUCUGGUGACUGUUAAAGGACCGAGAGGUGUUUUGAAACGAUCAUUCAAACAUCUUGCACUUGAUAUUCGUAUGGUCAGCCCAAGGUUAUUGAAGGUAGAGAAAUGGUUUGGCACUAAAAAGGAAUUAGCUGCUGUUCGUACCGUGUGCUCUCACAUUGAGAACAUGCUCAAAGGUGUCACAAAAGGAUAUCAGUAUAAGAUGCGAGCUGUUUAUGCCCAUUUCCCUAUUAACUGUGUAACUACAGAGAAUAACACAGUUAUAGAAAUUCGCAACUUCUUGGGCGAGAAGUAUAUAAGACGUGUUAAAAUGGCACCCGGAGUAACUGUGGUGAAUUCCGGCAAACAAAAGGAUGAACUGAUUAUUGAAGGAAAUUCUUUAGAAGAUGUAUCACGUUCAGCCGCUCUUAUUCAACAAUCAACAACGGUUAAAAACAAGGAUAUUAGAAAGUUCUUGGAUGGGCUUUAUGUAUCUGAGAAAACAACGGUUGUACAAGAUGACGAAUAAAUUCCCCAAAUAUUAAUUUUAUAUUAA